CAAAAUCAUGUUUAUGACGUAUCCGAAUGUUGUUAUUUAUAGUCCCUUUACCUUUUUGAUUUGAAAAAAAGGAAAAGACCGCUUCUUUCUCUUCGACUUGGUCCAUCUAUGUUUGUCUUAUGUCUAUUUCAAACAUAUCUUCGCCCUUUCCCACUUUGACAGCGACACCCACUUCCUUAACGACUUUUAAUACUAUUACUGAAUUACUUACUUCGACUUUGACAAACUUCACAACAGCUUCCUCUACUUCCAUUUCUACCUCAACAACUGGGCAAAGUAAUAACCCUACCAGUAGUCUUCUCCCAGGAUCCAUCGAAUCUUCAGCAAAACAGAAUCAAAGUGGUCUUACAACACAACUUAUUAUUUGCGGAUCUGUUGGAUUAUUAUGUUUCUUGGUCUUUUGUUAUUUAAGGACAAGAUGGCCAGUUAUCUUUGCACCCAGGAAUAGCAUGAAACGACAGAAACCUCCUGAACUUCCCAAUACCUUUUUUGGUUGGAUCCUUCCUUUAAUAAAAAUAAGCAAGACUGAGAUGCUCGAUAAAGUUGGUUUGGAUGCUGUCAUUAUGCUCGAUUUUAUUCUUAUGGCACUCAAGAUCUUUAGUUGUUGUUCCUUUUUCGGUGUGGUGGUGUUGAUUCCAAUUAGUACAACAGUUGGUAAUUUUACUGAUCCUUUGGUAACAUCAGUUGAUCGUCUUUCUAUCACUGUUAUUGAUGAAUCAUCAUCCUACCUCGUUGCCUACUUGAUUUUCACCUACUUCUUCACUUUUAUUGCAUGGUUUUUUUUACAACAAAAUUAUGACUCUUACAUUUAUAUGCGUGCACGCUAUCUUCUUCAACUCUCAAGAUCUCUGGUGUGUCGUUCUAUUAUUGUCACUGGAUUACCGGAUGAACUUCGUACUGAUCAAGCUCUUGCCGAUUAUUUUGAAAGCCUAGGUGUGGGUUUGGUGGUGUCUUGUCAUGUUGUGCGUCAUGUCAAGGGACUCGGUCAUAUAUUACGACUUCGAGCUAAUAAUUUGGACAAACUGGAAUCAUCUUAUGUCGAAUACUUGGGAAAUCCUUGUCAAUACAUCAAUGAUCACCCGGAUUAUAUUUCUCAUCAUGCACGAUGUAUUACUCAAGAAGACAACGAGCGGCAACAACAACAACAACAACAACAACAACUGAAUGGAUUUCUUGGAUUAUGUGGACCGAAAGUGGAUGCUAUCGAUUAUUAUACCAAGGAAUUCGACAAAUGGGACAAACUCGCAUUGGAAGCAAGAGGAUCGCCUAAUUUUGAUAUGACCUCGGUUGGCUUUGUCACUUUCGAAAAAAUGAAAAGCGCGUUGAUCGCUUCUCAGAUUGCCAUCAAUCCUGUUCCUUUCCGUUGCAGAACAGCCAGUGCGUACGAACCUCGAGACGUGUUAUGGAAGAAUAUUCAUAUUAGUGGAAAGCAACGUGUGAUCCGUGAUAUUAUAGUAUGGGGUGCGACGAUUACUUUGGUUAUCUUUUGGACGGUACCUAUUUCAUUCAUCUCCUCCUUUACUAGUAUUGAUGCAAUCAUCAAAGUAGCUCCUGGACUUGGUGCUAUUGUGGAUCAACACCCUUUAAUACAAAACAUUCUACAAGGUUUGAUACCAACGAUUCUUGUCAACAUUUUCAUGCAAAUUUUGCCUCUGAUCUUGGAUUGUACUCAUCUUUUUUUUUUUUUUUUGUUCUUGUUGAUAGAUUUAGGAAUCCUACAGGGAUUACGUGCCCGUAGUGCUGUAACUGAAUCAACUCUUAGCAAGUAUUUUUUCUUCUUGAUCUUCAAUGUACUCCUAGUCUUUACCAUUGUAUCAACCGCAAUCAAUACCCUUGUUAUACUAGUUGAUCGGCCCACAACAAUUGCAAACAUUCUUGCCACUCGACUUCCGAAGGUAUCUCCAUUUUUCAUCAAUUACACCAUUCUUCAAGGAUUACUACUGAUGCCGUUGAAUUUGCUACAGCCUGGAUCACUUAUUGUUAGUGGGUUCUUUAUUUACUUUUAUGCAAAAACACCUCGUCAACAUGCUUAUGCUCGGUCUCCAGGAUCCUUUAACUAUGGCGCCGGUUAUCCUUCUCCUUUAUUGAUCUUCAUCAUUGUAUUGGAAUAUUCAACCAUUUCGCCUAUCAUCCUGGUGUUUGGCGCACUAUACUUUGGAAUCACUUAUAUUGUAUAUAAAUAUCAAUUCCUUUAUGUGUACUUUCGACCUUAUGAAGCGGCUGGUCAACUCUGGACGAUGGUAUUUCCUAGAUUGAUUGUUGGUAUGAUUCUUUUUCAAUUGACAAUGCUUGGGUUAUUUAUAUUGAAGAAUUCCUUUGUACUUGGUGCGUUAUGUGUUCCUUUAACGGUGUUUACGAUCAUAUUCAAAUUUACUAUUGAUGCUGCGUACAGUAGAAAUAGUCUGCACUUACCUAUGCAACUUUUACGUGAAGAAGAACAGUUACAUCAACCCACUUCCUACGAACCUUUACAGGCUGCCGACUAUUCAACCAUACCAACAACAGCAACGAAUGUUAUCCCUUCGACAGAAAAGAGUGCGGACAACAAUCACAACCAAUGGACUUCGGCUCCUCGACAACGGCGUUUGAUUCUGGAUGAGGACAACUACCAAGCGACUCCGGUGCGCAUGACCGAUUAUCGCCAACCACCCAUGUUCCUUAAUCCUGGUGUACUGGAUACCGGUCUCAGACAAUACGGCAAUCCUUAUUUAGUUGGUGAACUUCCUCAACUAUGGCUUCCUACGAAACUACCUUUUAAUGAUCAACAAAUGCAAUCGCCUUCCAUACAACUAUCCACAACGUCAUUAAAUGAAAAUGAGGAUCAUGAUACUCGAAACCAAAGAAUAUCGCCAACUGUGAUGGAAGUAACACAGCAAACACAUCAAGACAACAUUUUGGACUUGGAUCAAGUAUGCGUUCAUGAUUGCAACCAACAAAGACAGACGGACCCACCAAGAACAUAUUUAUCACUUUUUGGACGAAUGUUUAGUAAUUCAUACCGUUUUGGAUCACUUGUGUCUCACGAUUUUUGGACCCAUCACAAUAAUAGCAGUAAUGAAAAUAAUAAUGAUGAUGAUGAUGAUGAUGAUGAUAGUGACAGUCAUGACAAUAGGACAAAUCCAGUUCAUCAACUUUAUUAUCACCAUCCAGAAAGAAGAUAUUUAUCUUGA
Messenger RNA from Halteromyces radiatus, 3170 nucleotides. RefSeq lists its product as uncharacterized. Gene Ontology annotation, cellular component: plasma membrane. The transcript is spliced from 11 exons. The record is from RefSeq and is a predicted model, not a curated record. Gene Ontology annotation, molecular function: calcium-activated cation channel activity. The coding region runs from base 120 to 3170 and encodes 1016 amino acids. NCBI's taxonomy places the organism in Eukaryota, Fungi, Mucoromycota, Mucoromycetes, Mucorales, Cunninghamellaceae.